UAGCCAAUCAGCGACGUGCUAGGGCUCAGAAGAAGCUGUUGUCUUCCUGCUGCUCAGUUGUUCGAGUGAGAGAAGAAUGGAUAAAAAGAUGGAGACGGACGAUCUGGAGACGCGUCUUCACACGCUGGAGACUCGAGUCUAUGGCGAGAGGAGAGUCAAGAGUUCGAAACCCGCCAAGUGUGCGGAGUCUCUGGCCCGGAUCCAGGCAGGUCUGACGAACACAGCCAACAAAAGAGAGAGAGUGAAGAUCCUGCACAAGAAGAUUGAGGACCUCAUGAAGUACCUGGACCCCCAGUUCACGGACCACAUCACCGUACCGGACGCUAUGAAGCUGGAAUUUAUCCUCGCUGAGGAGGACUUCCUGCUCUCCCAGGCUGCUUUGCUGGAGCAGGUCAGCAGCCUCCAGCCGCUGCUGGACAGCACCUACAUCAGAGAUGUACCAGAGCACGCUACCAAGUUACAGCGUCUAUCCCAGAUUCACAUUAAAGAACAGGACCAAACUGAAGUUCAGUCGCUGGAAGUAAAGAAGCUUUUUGAGGACUACAACAAAAUGAUGUUCCUGCUGUCCAAGCAGUUCACCCAAUGGGACGAGAGCCUGAGGAAGAUGGAGGAGGCCAAGGGCAUCCGGCCUGUGGAGGAGUAACACACUCUUCUGAUGAGGACGGUGACCGUGAAGAAGACGGCUCUGUGCUCGGAGCUUUAGACCAGAAGUGUUUCAUUUGUUGCUUUUUCCCCUAAAUAAGUCAGAAAAAACGAGACACUGGACAUGUUUCAACUAAAACAUCUGGGUGUAAAUGUAAAACAUAGAAGAACUUGGUGUCAUGUGAGUCUUCAGCCACCUGAAGAAUCUCGCUCCCAUCACGUGACAUGUGGCUCAGACAGCUCGGAGAGGCCCCUGUUUAUUUAUUCUAAGACAAUAGGUUUUUUUAAUGCUUGUAUUUUGACUUCAGUUUGAAUGCAUUCCAACAUUUCCCCUCUGCUGCAAGUCAAUCACAACACUUUAACCCACAAAACCAUAAAGGAGCUUUGCUAUUUGUACCAGAGCAUUGAUUUGAAAUACAGAAACUGUAACAUACGUGUAACAUGUCAAAUAGAAUGACUGCAGUUGAUGCAUGAAUAUUAUUACAUAUUUAUUGGAGUAUUCCAGUGUGUGAUUUUAUUCAUUUUUGUCAUAACCUGUUUGACAAUGCAGAUAAAUUCAUUAAACUUUGCCUGGUGGCUUCAUGUGGUUGUUUA
Molecule: messenger RNA, 1236 nt
Organism: Pleuronectes platessa (European plaice)
Lineage: Eukaryota; Metazoa; Chordata; Actinopteri; Pleuronectiformes; Pleuronectidae
Gene: dctn3
Product: dynactin 3 (p22)
Exons: 7
Coding region: 77-643 (188 amino acids)
Biological process (GO): cytoskeleton-dependent cytokinesis
Cellular component (GO): dynactin complex
Source: RefSeq, a predicted model, not a curated record